GGCCCGGCCGAUUGGCUCGCGUCAGGGCGCUCGCUCCCGGCGCGCGUCCACCUGCGACCCGGCCCUGGGGUGCGGACCCGGCCCCGCCGCCGCCGCCGCGCCCUCUCUCCCUCCCUCCGUCCGGUGGGGCGGUGAUGGCGUCAUCAGAAGCGGACGCUGCGCUCUCGCGUCCCGCUCUGGCUUCUUGACGUGCCUGCCCCGACGCCGUAGCCUCCCGGGCUAGGGAGCUUUGAGGCGUCCGGAUCUGUGCUCUGGGCGCAAACUUUUCUUGUUUUCUUUCUUUUUUGUUUGACACGCGCUCUCUCCCUCCGUGCGCAGCCCUGGCUGUGCUGGCACUCCCUCUGUAGCCCAGGCUGGCCUCGAACUCGCAGAGAUCCGCCCGCCUCUGCCUCCCGAGCGCUGGGAUCCAAGGCAGCGCGUCUGCCCGGGCUCUUCAGCCCUGGCGUCCUCACCUCCCCGCGCGUGGGAGGCCGGGGAGAGCGGGGACCCCAUGGAGCCCCGAGGGACCAAGAGGACAGCGGAGAAGGCAGACGGGGUGGCGCAGCCUUGGAGCAAACGCCCGCGCCCGGGGUCCUCGCUGCGCACGGAGCCCGCGCUGUACUCGGGGCCGUUCCCCUUCUACCGGCGCCCCUCCGAGCUGGGCUGCUUCUCCCUGGACGCACGGCGCCAGUACCACGGGGACGCCCGCGCCCUCCGCUACUACAGCCCACCCCCCGCCAACGGCCCCGGCCCCGGCUUUGACCUCAGGGAUGGGUACCCCGACAGGUACCAGCCCCGGGACGAGGACGUCAGGGAGAGGCUGGACCACUUGCUGCGCUGGGUUCUGGAACACCGACGCCAGCUGGAGGGGGGUCCGGGCUGGCUGGCUGGGGCCACCGUGACGUGGCGAGGACACCUGACGAAACUGCUGACCACGCCGUACGAGCGCCAGGAGGGCUGGCAGCUGGCAGCCUCGCGGUUCCAAGGGACGCUGUACCUCAGUGAGGUGGAGACCCCGGCCGCCCGGGCGCAGAGGCUCGCUCGGCCGCCCCUCCUCCGGGAGCUCAUGUACAUGGGCUACAAGUUUGAGCAGUACAUGUGUGCAGACAAACCUGGAGGCGCCCCGGACCCCUCCGGGGUGGUCAACACCAACGUGGCCUUCUGCUCCGUGCUCCGCAGCCGCCUGGGGAGCCACCCUCUGCUCUUCUCCGGCGAGGUGGACUGCAUAAACCCCCAGGCCCGGUCCGCGCAGCCCCCCGCCUGCUACGUGGAGCUCAAGACCUCCAAGGAGAUGCACAGCCCCGGCCAGUGGAGGAGCUUUUACAGACACAAGCUCCUGAAAUGGUGGGCUCAGUCCUUCCUCCCAGGGGUCCCACAUGUCGUGGCCGGCUUCCGGAACCCAGAAGGUGUCGUCUGUUCCUUAAAGACCUUUCCUACCAUGGAGAUGUUUGAGAACGUGAGGAAUGACCGGGACGGCUGGAAUCCCUCUGUGUGCAUGAACUUCUGUGAUGCCUUCCUAAGCUUCGCCCAGAGCACAGUGGUCCAGGAUGACCCCAGGCUUGUCCACCUCUUCUCCUGGGAACCUGGUGGCCCAGUCACCGUGUCUGUCCAUCGGGAUGCACCCUAUGCCUUUCUGCCCACGUGGUACGUGGACGCUAUGACUCAAGACCUCCCACCACUCGCAGCGCCGCCCUCCCCCACGGACUGACGCUUUGGGGACACGCUGGUCCCGUCUCUGUGCAGACAAUAAACGCGUGUUUCUAAGCA
Mesocricetus auratus (golden hamster) is the source of this 1746-nucleotide messenger RNA. It is a transcript of the gene Dxo, whose product is annotated as decapping exoribonuclease. Gene Ontology annotation, biological process: NAD-cap decapping; nuclear-transcribed mRNA catabolic process. The transcript is spliced from 7 exons. Gene Ontology annotation, cellular component: cytosol; nucleus. NCBI's taxonomy places the organism in Eukaryota, Metazoa, Chordata, Mammalia, Rodentia, Cricetidae. Gene Ontology annotation, molecular function: mRNA 5'-diphosphatase activity. The coding region runs from base 491 to 1687 and encodes 398 amino acids. The record is from RefSeq and is a predicted model, not a curated record.